GUGUGAAUGUCCAUCAUUGGAUGCCACUGUGGAUACUUAGGUGCCCUUAUUCAGUCACUGUACCAUCAGUCGUCACAUCAUGCACUACCCCUCUCUCCAGCUUCUCUGUCCAGGGCUUAGAAGCCAUGGGAAAUGGCAGCCCUAGAAGAGGAAGGGGUCUGUGGCAAUUAGGGCCCAGGAAUGUCACAGGAUGAGCAAUACAUCUUCACCUGCCUCUGACUCACCUGGUGCCCCAGGUAAAAGGCACCCAGAUAAAAGGUAGGGGAGGAGGAGGAGAGAGAAGUAUCCAGGCUGAGCAGCAUGAAGGGGCCCUCAUCCACAAGCAGCCUCCUGCUGCUACUGUUGCUGCUGAGCCCAGACCCUGGAGCAGCCCUGCCACUGCCAACCAGCAUUACCUGCUGUACUCAGCUCUACCGCCAGCCACUCUCGAACAAGCUACUGAGAAGGGUCAUCCGGGUGGAAGUGCAGGAAGCUGAUGGGGACUGUCACCUCCAGGCCUUUGUGCUUCACCUGUCUCGACGCAGUGUCUGCAUCCACCCUCAGAAUCGCAGCCUGGCUCGGUGGUUUGAGCGCCAAGGGAGGAGACUCCAGGGGACUCUGCCUAACCUGAAUUUGGGGCUGACAGGGAAAAUGGACCAGGGCCCCCAGUAGCCGAAACAAUAAAGCAGCAUUGGACAACAGUC
This is a messenger RNA of Callorhinus ursinus (northern fur seal), 683 nucleotides long. RefSeq names its product C-C motif chemokine ligand 27 (gene CCL27). Gene Ontology annotation, molecular function: chemokine activity. Lineage: Eukaryota; Metazoa; Chordata; Mammalia; Carnivora; Otariidae. The record is from RefSeq and is a predicted model, not a curated record. Gene Ontology annotation, cellular component: extracellular region. Gene Ontology annotation, biological process: immune response.